AUGACAAAUUUUGAAACAAUCAAACAAACAUUUAUGUCUAAAAUUAAUGAACCAAAUUCACAACGUCGUAUGGUUUUAUUUGUUGUUUGUAUAGCUUUAUUAUUAGACAAUAUGUUAUACAUGGUUAUAGUACCAAUUAUUCCGGAUUAUCUACAAAAUCUACGUGCAAUGGAUACAAAACAAAUUUAUUGGAUUAAUGCUACACAUACUAAAAGAUUAAAAGAUGAAAACUUUAUUUUUAUUAAAACUAAUGGUGAUUAUAAAAUAAAAUGGCUUAUUCAUCAAUCUGAAACUAAAAUUGGUACAUUAUUUGCAUUUAAAGCUAUAAUACAAUUAUUAUGUAAUCCUAUAUCAGGAACUGUAAUUGAUCGAAUUGGUUAUGAUGUACCAAUGAUGUUUGGCUUAUGUAUAAUAUUUCUGUCAACUUCUGUAUUUGCAUUUGGUAGUUCAUAUGGAUUAAUGUUUAUUGCUAGAGGAUUACAAGGUAUGGGUUCAGCUUUUGCUGAUACUGCCGGUUUAGCAAUGAUAGCUGAUCGAUAUACAAAUGAAUAUGAACGUACAAAAGCAUUGGGAAUAGCUUUAGCAUUUAUAUCAUUUGGUUCAUUAGUAGCACCUCCAUUUGGUGGAAUAGUUUAUCAAUAUUUUGGCAAAGAAUUACCAUUUAUUACACUUGCAUUUAUAGCAUUAUUUGAUGGUUGCUUAUUAUUGAUUAUUAUGCAACCAGUUAGAAUUGAACGAACAGUUUUAAAAACUCAAGGUAAUCUACCUAAAGGAACUCCUAUACAUCGUUUACUAAUGGAUCCUUAUAUUGCUAUAUGUGCUGGAUGUCUCACUGUAGCUAAUGUAUCACUUGCAUUUUUAGAACCGACAAUAUCAAACUGGAUGUCAAAAAGUAUGAAAGCAACAAAUGCACAAGAAGGUUUAGUAUGGUUACCAGCAUUUUUACCACAUUUAGCUGGAGUUAUAACAACAAUUAAGUUAGCUGAUAAAUAUCCAAGUAAACAAUGGUUAAUGGCUGCAGUUGGUUUAGCUAUUGAAGGAGGAAGUUGUUUCUUGAUACCAUUCUGUACUAAUUUUAUUGCAUUAAUGAUUCCUAUUAGUAUUUUGUGUUAUGGUAUUGCAUUAGUUGAUACAGCAAUAUUGCCUACAAUGGGUUUUCUUGUAGAUACACGUCAUGUUUCAGUAUAUGGUUCAGUGUAUGCAAUCGCUGAUAUUUCAUAUAGUUUAGCUUAUGCCUUGGGACCAAUUGUUGCUGGUGGACUUGUGGAUACAAUUAAAUUUGUUGGACUUAAUAUUGUUAUGACAUUAAUCACUUUAGGAUAUGUACCAGUCAUGUACUUAUUACGUCAUUGUUAUAAUGUUGAAAGACCACAGAAUAGAGAAUUACCACCUUUAAAAACUGAUUCAAUUGAUCAUUCAUUUGAUCAAGAUGAUUAUGCUUCAGUUAAAAGUUAUCCAGGUUAUGAACAAAAUUCAACGAUAAAGGGUGAAUCCAAUCAUCAUCACCGACAACAAUAUCAUCAUCCUACUGACCCUACUAAUCAAUAUAAUUAUCAGUCAGCAUCAACGUAUGAACAAGAUGGUAAACUAUUAACUCAACGAACAGAUUAUGCUUAUUGA
Messenger RNA from Schistosoma haematobium, 1620 nucleotides. RefSeq lists its product as uncharacterized. Gene Ontology annotation, cellular component: terminal bouton; AP-1 adaptor complex; AP-2 adaptor complex. The transcript has a single exon. Gene Ontology annotation, biological process: transmembrane transport; chemical synaptic transmission. NCBI's taxonomy places the organism in Eukaryota, Metazoa, Platyhelminthes, Trematoda, Strigeidida, Schistosomatidae. The record is from RefSeq and is a predicted model, not a curated record. The coding region runs from base 1 to 1620 and encodes 539 amino acids. Gene Ontology annotation, molecular function: acetylcholine transmembrane transporter activity.